This is a messenger RNA of Seriola dumerili (greater amberjack), 2381 nucleotides long. RefSeq names its product leucine rich repeat containing 73 (gene lrrc73). Bases 277 to 1272 code for a protein of 331 amino acids. Gene Ontology annotation, molecular function: protein binding. The record is from RefSeq and is a predicted model, not a curated record. Lineage: Eukaryota; Metazoa; Chordata; Actinopteri; Carangiformes; Carangidae. The transcript is spliced from 7 exons.
CCGACCGACCAACUCCCUGCCCGACUGCAGGACACCGACCUCCCGCUCCGCCGCUUGGUCCUCUGCCGCCGAUCAAACCCGAUCAAUCGAUACCCGGAUCGAUCGGCUCUGAUGUCCGCCGCGGUGGAUCAGAACUGGCGCGUGGCCUGCGGCGGGAUCAGAGGCACCGGAGCGAAUGAUGACAUCAGCGUGUGAGAGUCCCGAUCCUCCCCGCGUGAGCUGAUCGAUCAUUUAUCAGGUGUUCCAGUGCUCCCAGAGCUCCCAGUGCUGUCUGACAUGCUGCCGGCCUCCAUCCAGAUCACGGGGGAGCUGCUGUCUCCGGCUGAGGUCCAGGACAUCUGUGAGAGUCUGAAGGAGGACAGCGUCCGGCUGCUGUCCGUCCGCGGCUGCCAGCUCUCCGACCGCGACUUUGGACGCAUCUGUCGCAGCGUUGCAGAGUCGCGCUCCCUCGCUCAGCUCAACCUUAACCUGGGCAUCGUCUCCAGCAUCAGCCGGACACGACACCUGGCCGACGCCCUCAAGACCAACCGAUCCCUGCAGACCCUGUUUCUCCAUGGCAGCCCCCUAUUGGACGCUGGCCUGGUGACCCUGAACUCAGCCCUGUCGACCCACCCGGCGCUGGUCUGUCUGGAUCUGGGAGACUGCAUGCUGGGAGACGAGGCGCUGGGUCUGAUUUGUGGGAUGCUGCCGCCCGAUGGAGCGAAGUCAGGUCUGAGGGAGCUGACGCUCAGUGCUAACCCAGGAAUCAGCUCCAAAGGCUGGGCUCGCCUCUCCAUCGCUGUGGCUCACAGCUCCCAGCUCCGAGUCCUCAACCUGGACUACAACCCCCUGGGUGAUCAGAUUGCAGGGAUGUUGGCGGUUGCCGUGGCGUCCAGCAGAACCCUGGAGGUGUUGGACCUGGAGGGAACCGGACUGACCAACCAAUCAGCACAGGUGUUCUUGGACAUGGUGGAGAACUACCCGACCAGUCUGCGGGUUCUGGUUCUUGCGGAGAACGACAUCAGUCCGGAGCUGCAGCAGCAGAUCUGUGACCUGCUGUCUGAGGGGGAGGACGACGACGACAGAGAGGCCCCGCCCCACCAGCCAGGCCCCGCCUCCAGCGGUGCCCUGCUGCCAAUCAGAGACAAGUACCAACCAAUCAGAGACAAGUACCAACCAAUCAGAGACAAGUACCAGCCCCCUACCUGGCUACCCCACAGCAACUCCAGCCCCCAGAUGGUCUUGCUGACAUCAGGUCUAGGUGAGAGCUUAUUGGCUGAGACUGAGAUGUGACCCCUCCCACAAACACACCCACUUCCUGUUAAACAAUUUUCACUUUAUUCUUUUUAUUUAUUUUUUUCUUUUGGGGUUUGAAUGUUCCUGUUUGUUUCUCUGCACUGCACUUCUCUGGGUUGUCAGAUCACCUGAUGGCUAGCAGCCAAUCACAUGCUCUGCAUGGUUUGAUGUAGCACCUGUACAUAGACUAGAACAGAGUGAGUGACGGCACAAAACCUUAACACACCAAGUGACUUACAGACAGGUGUUUGAUCAGCAGGUGGACAGUGUGUUUCAGUACCUCUCUCUGAUGAGGCUCCAUUCAUAAAAGCUUUAUAAAACAUAAUUAAUGGAUUCAUUAGCAGUUAAUCAAUCAUUUACUAAUCAUUUGUUUCUUUUAAGAUGCACUUUUAUUAUCUGGCUUUUGACCUUUUUUUAUUUUUAUCUGAUUCCUUGUGUUUAAACUUGUUUCUAUUUUAAUCUUAUUUUAUUUCCACAUCUGCUAUGCACAUAUGUCUCCAUGCUUGUGUGUGUGUACAGAUACCGUAUGUUGUGUGUUUGUGAAGCCUUUUAAAGAAUGAAAAUAGAGCCGAAAUAGAUCAGUUAUAGGACAUUAAUAAGAACAGCUUCUGGGUUGCCAGGUUGUAGAAAAUCCUCCUCUGCAGUGGACUGAUCUUCUGCAGGACGCCUGGACCAAACUCUAUUUACAAACAGAAAGUUUACAUUUGUAACUGCUGACUUAUUAUGGUUUAUUAACGUUUACACAAUGUGUCACUGGCUGUUGAUCUCAAAAUAAUAUAAUAAAAUGUAGAGAGAAGAAUCCAGUUAAUAUGACACAUGAAUGGUAAAGACCUAUUUUGAUUCAUGCGUCCUGCAGCUUUUACAGAAGAUCAGCAUUCAAGCAUCCAUUGCAGGAGGAGAAUUUUCCACAACCUGGCAGCCCAGAAGUUGUUUUUAAUAAUGUCUUAGAACUGAGCUAUAAAGUAUCAGUAAAUUAUUUAAUACUCAUAAAUGAAUCCAUUAAUUACAGCUUAUGAAACCUUUAUAAACAGAGCUUCAUCAGACAGUGGCGCCUGUGUUUCUGAUGAAUGUACCUUCAGCUCUGUUGGUUUGUUCUGCUGCUCUGA